Messenger RNA from Eremothecium cymbalariae DBVPG#7215, 1143 nucleotides. RefSeq names its product Sil1p (gene SIL1). Lineage: Eukaryota; Fungi; Ascomycota; Saccharomycetes; Saccharomycetales; Saccharomycetaceae. The transcript has a single exon. The coding region runs from base 1 to 1143 and encodes 380 amino acids. Gene Ontology annotation, molecular function: adenyl-nucleotide exchange factor activity. Gene Ontology annotation, cellular component: endoplasmic reticulum. The record is from RefSeq and is a predicted model, not a curated record.
AUGUACUGGCUAUUAUUGUUGUUGUUUUCAAUUUGUGCAUCGCAAGAAGACCCCUUUGUUUGUGUUGAUGAACAGUGUUUUUUAAAGGAGUUUGUUCCAAAACCGUAUUGGCAAGAAGUACGCAAGGGACAGAAUAUACCUGUUGGAUUGGACGUUAAGGUUAAUUUAAAUUCUGGAGUAAUUUCAGCUAGAGAGUUACCUGGGAAUAUGAAUGCAACUCCACCAAUGAAUCAAAUAGCUAAUGUUAUAGGGUCAGAAUUUGAGGAUGAUUCUUCCGAAUACAUGUUCACCAAGCAGUUCGCAGAAGUUAGAUCAUUGGCUAGCUCUGCAGCUCCUGAUUUUACGUUAAUUGUGAAGCAGCUAGAUGAUGUUGUUGAAUAUGCUUCUGGAUGGGCGUAUGGUCCCCAAAUUAUUUCUCAUGAGUUGAGAUUACUAGAAAGGUUUAUAUUUGAUCGGCUAGUUCCUUCUGAGGUGAGGGAACUUUCAUCUAGGAUAAUCGGUGCUUGCCUCAGGAAUAAUAUUGGUAGUGCAAAAGGAAUUUUAAACAAGGAUUCCAGGAUUGUUUAUAAGUUGUUGGAAGAGGCAGUAUUUCUUUCUCAUAACCAGAAUGCUGAAUCUGAAGUAAAAACAUUGAUUAAGAGGUUCCUAACAAUCAUAGAGCUUUUACAACAGACCUAUGAACAAAGAUUAGAUGCAAAUUUACUAAUAGAACUCUAUGAAAUCGAUGAUCACAUUAUAAAGUUGAAAGUUUUAUCAAUCCUGUGCAAAACAUACCGCCCAGAUCGGAUAGAAGCCACUCUAGUCGCAAGAUCCCUCGACCCUACAAUCGGCACACAACUUGCUACCUUGCUUUCUACUCAUAUUCAGGACGAACGAUUAGAUGAAUUACAAGUGCGUGAAUUCUUCACUACCCUACGCAGUCUAAAAAAGGAACUAGGAAGACAAGCAAAACUAGAUGCCAAUUUCUUGAACUGGUUAGCAAAGGAGUGCGAGAAGCGGAAACAGAGCUUAGCCACAAGGACGGAGGAUCGAAGUGAACAUGAUGAAGAGUUCGACAAGAUGCUCAUUGAAAGCAGACACCUAAUAUUCGGCAAUCCCAUGGCUCAUAGAAUAAAAAAUUUUGAAGACCACGAUGAACUUUAA